Anthostomella pinea is the source of this 1125-nucleotide messenger RNA. The record is from the annotation of a GenBank genome assembly. NCBI's taxonomy places the organism in Eukaryota, Fungi, Ascomycota, Sordariomycetes, Xylariales, Xylariaceae.
AUGAUCACAUAUGCAAGGAAGAGCCUUUCCGCCUCGCCUACUGCUCUAGAGCAGCAUCUCGACUCCCUUGAGAAGUUCAGGGCCGACUUCAACAACAUUGACGAGACUACCGAUAUCAGGCCGUUAUGUCGUAGCCUCAUGAAGCCGUUUGAGUCGUUAAUGACUAAGCUGGCGCCAUCAUCGACCUCCACAAACCUGUCCCUAUCAGACUGGGGAUACAAGCAAACGUUUGCUCUCGAAGCAAUGGCUGCAAGCGGCGACAUGAUGCUUAAGCCUCGUUUCAAGGCUCGUCGUGGUUGGAACUAUUACCCUCUCGGCCAGUACCUGCGUCCGCCUCACGAUGCCUUCACGAGUCGGCUGCUAAGCAAUUGGGAGCCCAAGCAGUACUCCUCGCUUCAGGUUCAGAUCGCCCCGCCCGCGCCAGGCCUGCCCGCCGACCUGCAUCCAUGCCUCAUUGGCCCGACCAAGGUGCUUGUUGAGGGGAUCGAGUGUUACUUCAAGGAAUGGAGUUCUCAAGCGCGCCCUAAAUGCGCGACGGCCCAUGAGCUGCUGAUGUACAAGAAAAUAGACGUUCUGGCGGCGGACGAGAAGCUCCCGGCCGGCCUGCGCGUCUCCAAGCUGCAUGGCGUGGUCAUUGACGAUGACGAUGAGAUAGCACAGCGUUACGACCCGAACAGAGGCGACACCUCGAAAGAAUACCCGGACCCGGAACCGUACUCUGGUUCGGAUACUGAUUCGGACUCGGACUAUUGUGAGCUCGGAGGGAAACGCCUUGUCGGCAUCCUAAUCACGUACAUCGACAAUAUUGGCACGCUGGCGGACACAGCGCCUUGGGCCGACUGCGACGACGCUGAUCGGAACCGCUGGGCCCGCGAUAUCGAAGCCCUUGUCACAGAUCUUCACGACGCGGACUUGGUCUGGGGUGACGCCAAGCCGCACAACGUCCUCGUCGACCGCAAGAAAAGAGACCUAUGGCUCAUAGAUUUCGGCGGUAGCUUUACCCGCACUUGGGUCGACGAGAACAAGGCCGACACCAAGCAGGGAGAUAUGCAGGGUGUGGCGAGGAUCCAGGAGUGGCUGGCCAAGUGCUCCAAACAGCCGAUCAGUCGCAUCUCUAGAAGUUAG